GUGUUGGCGUCCAGCCGCCUGAUGGCCGGGCAGGAUUAAGUUUCAUGGUAGCCUGCGUGUGUGUUUAUCCCGCAGCUCUUCUCCGAGGGCCGCUACUUCGUAGAAAGGGAGGAGAGGAAAAAGGCAAAAGGGCGGGGAGGCGGGGGGGGGGGAGGCCUGCCAAGACAGCUGAGACAGGCGCUCAUCUUCUUCACCUCCCCAGGAAAAAAAAUCUGAACUUGGGAGGCGGGGAGGGGGGAAAUCAUCCUUGGAGAAGCGACCCAACCUGAAAGACCUUUUUAUUGACAGCCAUUUGGUGAAGUGGAAAUUGGCAGACAUGUUGGAAACAAUAGAUACUCACCGAGCUCUCCAGGCAGUGGAGCGUCUACAAGCGAAAUUGCGAGAACGGGGUGAUACAGCAAAUGAGGAAAAACUGAGUUUACUGAAAUCAGUGCUGCAAAGUCCUUUGUUCAAUCAGAUUCUGAACCUUCAGGCUUCACUUCCACAGCCAAGAGAUCAGGUAAACAUUGCAUCUCCAGUACCCUCGUCUGGUGAACUGCAGCUUUCCCAUCGUAGUACUGUUGUGGGUGCUUCACUCCAUAAUGAAUCCCAUUUGUUGGCUCAGCAGAACGGCAACCUUUCUAGUGGGCCAGGAGUUGCUGCACGGUCUACCACCCCUCAGAUUAAUGGGAAGUCCUCUAGUGACGAAUUUGAAUUAUUGAUCAGAAAUAUGGCACAGGGGCGCCUUAUUGAAACUAUAGAGCUUGUGAAACCUCCAAGUGGUGGCCUAGGCUUUAGUGUCGUGGGCCUGAAGAGUGAAUACAGAGGUGAACUGGGCAUAUUUGUGCAGGAGAUUCAAGAGGGGAGUGUGGCACACAGAGAUGGAAGGCUGCAGGAAGCAGAUCAAAUUCUUGCUAUAAACAGACAAGCCCUCGAUCAAACAAUUACACAUCAACAGGCUAUCAGCAUCCUACAGAAAGCAAAAGAUAGUGUCCAGCUGGUGGUGGCCAGAGGCUCUUUGCCUCAGCUCAUCAGUCCUGUUGUCUCUCGGUCUCCGUCAGCUGCUAGCACCAUCUCAGCCCACUCCAAUCCGGUUCACUGGCAGCAUGUAGAGACCAUUGAGUUGGUGAAUGAUGGAUCAGGUCUGGGAUUUGGGAUAGUUGGUGGAAAAUCAACUGGAGUGAUAGUUAAAACUAUCCUCCCAGGAGGAAUAGCUGAUCAGCAUGGUAGGCUAUGCAGUGGAGACCACAUCUUGAAAAUUGGUGAUACCGAACUGGCUGGAAUGAGCAGUGAGCAGGUGGCCCAAGUCUUGAGACAGUGUGGGAACAGAGUGAAGUUGGUUAUAGCCAGAGGUCCAAUAGAGGAGCCGGCACCACCAGCAGUCCCUCCAGGCACCCCAGUACAAACUUGCAUGCCAGAUAACCAGAGAGAAGAGACAACAGUUGCAAAUGGUACAGAUGGAACCACAUUUGAUGUGGAGCUUACAAAAAACAUCCAAGGAUUAGGAAUAACUAUUGCUGGCUACAUUGGAGAAAAAAUCUCAGAACCUUCUGGCAUUUUUGUUAAGAGUAUUACAAAAGGCAGCGCAGUUGAACAUGAUGGUAGAAUCCAUGUUGGAGAUCAAAUUAUAGCGGUGGAUGGAACAAAUCUUCAGGGUUUUACUAACCAGCAAGCUGUGGAAGUUCUGCGGCACACUGGCCAAACAGUCCGGCUCAUGUUGAUUAGAAGAGGCCUUAAGCAGGAAAAUCACAUUCGGCCCCAUGAGGACUUCAGUGCUGCUGCUGAAAAGGAUUUAAUUUUCCAAACUAUGGAUAUUGGCACUGGGAAAGAAAGCUAUGAAAGAGAGCAAGAAGCUCCAUUAUUGGCAUGCAGUAUCAGUGUGGCUCACACUGGAGAAGAUGUUAGUCCACAGCAAUCAGGUUUUCAACUAUCUUCCACAGAAGAAGAGGCAUUGCAGAACAAGUGGCAGAGGAUUGUGGGGACAAAUUACGAGGUUGUGGUAGCUCAUGUGAACAAGUUUAGUGAAAACAGCGGACUAGGGAUAAGCUUAGAAGCAACAGUGGGACAUCAUUUUAUCCGAUCUGUUUUGCCAGAAGGACCAGUUGGACGAUGUGGCAAGCUGUUUAGCGGAGAUGAAUUACUGGAAGUAAAUGGAAUAUCUUUGCUUGGAGAAAAUCACAAGGAUGUUGUAAAUAUUUUAAAAGAACUUCCCAUCAAAGUAACAAUGGUGUGUUGCCGUGCAGCUGCUCCACCUAUUAGUCAGUCCAUAUUGGAUGAAUCUCAGAUGACAGAACAGUCUCAUAUAGAUCUUGGUGGACUACUUGGUUCAUCAGAGACAGAUGAUGCUGAUUUAGAAAUGGCUAAUAUAGGCCAGAACACUGAUGAUGCUCAGGGAUCUUCUUUGGCAAUGUGGGAAACUGAAAUACAGCAAAUUGAACUAGAGAAAGGGAGCAUGGGACUUGGCUUUAGCAUAUUGGAUUAUCAGGACCCAGUGGACCCUGCCAACACAGUGAUUGUGAUCCGCUCCCUUGUUCCUGGGGGGGUUGCUGAGGAGGAUGGCCGGCUCCUUCCAGGAGACAGGCUCAUGUUUGUUAAUGACAUCAAUUUGGAAAAUGGCAGCCUGGAGGAAGCUGUGCAAGCAUUGAAAGGAGCACCUGCAGGAACAGUUAGAAUAGGAGUCGCUAAGCCAUUGCCUCUUUCACCAGAAGAGGGCUAUAUUUCUGCUAAGGAAGAUUCCUUUUUCUACACUGCCCAGUCCUUUGAGGAGGAAGGGCAAGCUGAUUCAGCCCUCUUCCAUGCUGAGCUGGCUCUGGUGGAUUCAAGCGAAGCAGAUCUAGCAGAGGAAUCCACCUUUGAAUCACAGUAUUCCCCAGACAAUGAUGGUACCUUCCACUCUUCAGUUUCAACUGUGCAUGGCUGCAACCGUGCUGAUGAUCUGAACUAUAACCUCUCACUACCCUCUUCAACUUCCAAGAGUAUUGGCAUAGACUCUUCAGAUGUUUCAAUCGCUUACCAAUUAUCUGAUCCAAAUCUGUACAACAUGGAUGUAAUGCGGAGAGGGAGAGAGAGCAAAUCCUCCACAGAAGUGUGUGUGGAACAGCCUGAUGGGUUCACAAGAAAAGAUUCAACAGUACAUUCAUCUACAAAACUAGUUGAACAUGAAAAUUCAAGCACUUGGGGAGAGCCUCUUCUGACAGCUGAAGUUACACGAAAUGCAAACUUGACAUCCAGGUUGCCUUGUGAUUAUACUGGAAAAGACCAAGUAUUUUUGAUGGAAAAUAGAAGCCUAGCACCUGGUGGAAGGUGUUCCACAACCCUAAGUAAAAACAAGUUUGAAAAGACCAUUACUAUUGCAAAAGGCAAUUCAAGUCUAGGAAUGACUGUAAGUUCCAAUAAAGAUGGUUCUGGAAUGAUAGUCCGCAGCAUUAUCCAUGGCGGUUCUAUAAGUCGUGAUGGACGGAUUGGUGUUGGAGACUGUAUACUGUCUAUUAAUGAAGAACCUACUACUAAUUUAACUAAUGCACAGGCACGGGCCAUGCUGAGAAGACAUUCUCUAAUUGGACCAGAUAUAAAAUCUUCAACACCUGCUGAUGAUCAGGCCCCCUUUUAUGUCAUUACGUAUGUUCCGGCAGAGCAAUUAGAGGAGUACCAGGCUAGCUUAGGUCAGCCGCCAGAAAAGACAUUGCCGCAGGAUAUUUUUCCUUCUCAUGCUGUCAGCAGAGAAAUACCAGAACUACCAGAGCGUGAAGAAGGAGAAGGAGAAGAAAGUGAACUUCAGAAUGCUGGCUACAGUAACUGGAGCCAGCCAAGGCGGGUUGAACUCUGGAGAGAACCCAGUAAGUCCCUGGGCAUCAGCAUUGUUGGUGGACGGGGAAUGGGAAGCCGUUUGAGCAGUGGUGAAGUUAUGAGAGGAAUCUUUAUCAAACACAUUCUGGAAGAUAGCCCUGCUGGUAAAAAUGGAACCUUGAAAACAGGAGAUAGAAUAGUUGAGGUGGACGGGAUUAACCUCAGAGAUGCAAGCCAUGAACAAGCUGUGGAAGCCAUUCGGAGAGCAGGCAACCCAGUAAUAUUUCUGGUGCAAAGCAUUAUAAACAGACCAAGGCCAGAAUCUCUCUAUAGCUCUUUACCGUCCUCUGCUCCCAGUGGGCAGAAACCUAACAAUCCAUUUUACCAUCAGUCAUCACAGAACAUCCCUAUGCCUUACCUGCAGUAUAAUCCUUUCAGUAAGCUUCCUGCCUACAGCAGCACUAACCCUUUUGUUGAUCCUCUACAGUUCAGCACUAACAAGGCAUCCAGUCAGUCGGAUUCGGAGCCAGAAAAGAAUUCAUCUUGUACCUUGCCUCCUCCUUCAAUAUCUCCAGGAAUGAGUGUUGAAGAUGCUCAGCAAUUCUGCAGCAAAAACCUGGAAGAUUUGGAAGAUGAGUUUGGAUACAGCUGGAAAAAGAUCACUGAGCGUUAUGGUAACCUGCCAGGAGAUCUGCACGUGAUAGAAUUGGAAAAGGGGAAGACUGGCUUAGGACUCAGCCUGGCUGGGAACAAAGACCGAUCCAAGAUGAGUGUUUUUGUAGUGGGAAUUGAUCCAAAUGGAGCAGCUGGAAAAGAUGGCAGGCUGCAGAUUGCAGAUGAGUUACUGGAAAUAAAUGGACAAGUUCUCUAUGGAAAGACUCACCAGAAUGCAUCUUCAAUAAUUAAAUGUGCUCCUUCUAAAGUAAAAAUCAUAUUUGUCAGAAACAAAGAUGCUGUCAAUCAGAUGGCAGUUUGCCCUGGGAAAUCAGUAGAGACUUCUUGUGGAACACCUCAACAUGAGCAGGAUGAAGUGAAUAUUUUGUGUUCUAGUUUACCAAUAGAUUUGAAUUUAUAUACAAAUAUUCAGGAUAUAGAAUUACCUAAGGAUCAAGGCAUAGGUAUUGCCAUCAGUGAAGAAGACACUGUAAAUGGUGUGGUUGUCAAAAGUUUAACAGAAUAUGGUGCAGCAGGAAAGGAUGGCCGAAUUAAGAUUGGAGAUCAGAUCCUGGCAGUGGAUGAUGAAGUUGUUGUGGGAUAUCCUAUAGAAAAGUUUAUCAGUUUAUUGAAGACACCAAAGGCUUCUGUUAAACUUACAAUCAAUUCAGUAGAACAGGAGAUUCAGCCAUCAGUACAGCCUCAAACAUCGAUUUACCACACUGAUUUGGGUGACAGACUUUUCCAACAACCAGCAAGCAUUCCAAAUUCUGAGUCACCAGAACCAGAAUCAGUUAAAAAUACAAGCAGGUCCUCAACUCCAGCCACACUGGCCUCUGACCCAGCUACUUGCCCAAUUAUACCAGGAUGCGAAACUACAAUUGAUAUCUCUAAGGGACGAACAGGUCUUGGCUUGAGCAUUGUGGGAGGAGCUGACACUUUACUGGGAGCUAUUAUUAUUCAUGAAGUAUAUGAAGAAGGUGCAGCAUCAAAAGAUGGAAGACUCUGGGCUGGUGAUCAGAUCUUGGAGGUGAAUGGAAUUGACCUAAGGAAUGCAACACAUGAUGAAGCCAUAAAUGUUCUCAGACAGACACCUCAAAAAGUUCGGCUAAAGGUUUAUAGGGACGAAGCGCAGUAUAAAGAAGAAGACAUGUAUGAUGUGCUUAGCAUAGAGCUACAAAAGAAGCCAGGCAAAGGUCUUGGUUUAAGUAUUGUUGGGAAAAGAAAUGACACUGGGGUGUUUGUGUCGGACAUUGUGAAGGGAGGAAUAGCAGACUCGGAUGGGAGAUUGAUGCAAGGAGAUCAGAUAUUAAUGGUGAAUGGAGAAGAUGUUCGAAAUGCCAAUCAGGAAGCAGUUGCUUCUUUAUUAAAGUGCUCAUUAGGUACAGUCAGACUAGAAGUUGGAAGAAUAAAGGCAGGCCCGUUCCAUUCGGAGAGAAGAACGUCUCAGAGCAGCCAGGUCAGUGAGGGAAGCGGCAGCCUGUCCUCAUUCAGUUUUCCAGGUUCUGGAUCCAAUCCGUGUGAGAGUUAUGAAAGCACUCUGAAGAAGAAUUCAUUGGCAUCUGAAAUACAAGGACUUAGAACAGUUGAAAUAAAAAAGGGCCCUUCAGAUUCCUUGGGAAUUAGCAUUGCUGGAGGUGUAGGAAGCCCUCUUGGUGAUGUUCCCAUCUUCAUAGCAAUGAUGCAUCCAAAUGGAGUUGCAGCUCAGACUCAGAAACUGAGGGUUGGGGAUAGGAUUGUUAGCAUUUCUGGAACAUCCACCGAAGGCAUGACUCAUUCCCAGGCUGUCAGCUUGUUAAAAAAUACUUUGGGCACUAUUGAAAUACAGGUGGUAGCUGGAGGAGAUGUUAGCGUCAUAACUGGCCAGCAGCAAGAUCCACCUUCUAGUCUUUCAUUUGCUGGAUUAUCAUCAAGCAACAUCUUCCAGGAUGAUUUGGGACCUCCACAGUAUAAAACCAUCACUCUGGAUCGAGGUCCUGAUGGGUUGGGCUUCAGUAUUGUGGGAGGUUAUGGAAGUCCUCACGGAGAUCUGCCUAUUUAUGUUAAGACGGUAUUUGCAAAGGGUGCAGCAGCAGAAGAUGGACGUCUGAAGAGGGGGGAUCAGAUCAUUGCUGUCAAUGGCCAGAGUUUGGAAGGAGUCACUCAUGAAGAAGCUGUGGCUAUUUUAAAAAGGACAAAAGGAACUGUCACACUCACUGUUCUUUCCUGAACUCUCUAUCCAAAGAUUUAGGGUCAGCACAAUUAUUCUAUCCACAUUCCUUGUAGCAAAGAGAAUGGAAACGUUUUAUGUAGUGUCUCUUGCUAUUUGCAGCUGUUGGGAUGUUUAACAUCAUGAAUGAAGAAUAACAAGUGAUCUUAUUUUUAUGCACAGUAGAAAUAUUGUCUUACCAUCAAACUAUACCGGCUAGCUUCUCUAGUAUAGGACAAUGACAGGGGAAUUUGAGAAGCAAUAAUACAAUCACUGUAGGAAAAUAACUGAACCAAAGCAGGAAAAAUGUUCAAAGGAAUUUUUGGUAAUGUGGAAGCAUAUGAAGCAAUUUGUUCUUAAAUUCUGCAUUUCAAAUAAUUGGCAUUUUCAGUUUUUGGAUCUGGCCAAUUUUAAGCACCAGUUAGCCACAACAACUGAAAAAAUAUCUGGAAAACUUUUUUAAAAAAUUCUGAUUAAAAAGUUAUUAAGAGUCAUGCGCCAGUCACUGAAACUGAAGGAACAAGCUAUAUACUGUGGCUAUUAUUGUUUGAUGAAAAAGGUUUAACAUGCUAAAGAGCAACUUAAAUUGGAGGAGAAUUUCAAAUGUGGCUCACUGGUGUCAGAAGAUAACAGUAAGUUCCACCUCCCCUCCCCAGUAUUGUUUGUCCUUACUUAACCAGAGAGUUGCUAAGGAAAAUAUUGGGCUGGAUCCAACAACCCUUGUAGAGUUCCACUUGUGAAAUUCAAUUCUAUCCAAAGUCUCCCCUGUCCCUUGAAAUACUGCCCUUGGCCUCAGGGAACUGUCUGGAACCACAAGCGGAACAAUGUCAAGAUCUACAGAAAGGAUAUCAACAAGAAUUGCCCUCCCCCUCUCACUGAUUUAUGGGCUGGUAGAAAUAGCUGUAGGAUCCAAUAGUGAGUUUAAUGUUUGAAAAUUCACCUGUUCACAUUAUUAUUUGGCAAUUCUGAGGCCCCUUCCAUACAUGCAGAAAAGCCUAUAUCAUCACUUCUUCUAAUAGAGAACUUGAAAGGUCUUUCCUAAAUCUCAAUCCUGUUUUCUAAGAUAAUUCAACUGGAAAUAGGAAGUAUUGGAACUGGGGCACUCUUUAGGUAACAUGUAUAUGUGCAAAAUUCUGCCAUAGUUACAACAUGCCUACAGAAAACUGUGUUUUUCAAGGCAAAUGUCAAAUUGCCACCACCAACUGGGGGAGCAGAAAAACCACUAGGGCACUGCUGACUGAAGUUUCAGAAAUUCAGGUGGCUGGCUGUCUGUCUGUCUGUGCCUGCUGCUUUUUUUAAAAAAAUUGUGGUGUGCCUGAAUAUACUGUAAUUAGCCAGGGAGGCAGUACCUCAGCCUAAGUUCUGUUCCCAAUCACUGCUGCACAUGGAAAUAUACUUUAAAGCUUCCUUGCAAUUGGUCGGGCCAAAUACCAGAAAGCCUCUUGUUGCCCUAGCUGAGGAGGAGAUUGUUUUUCAUUUUGUAUGUUAUCAUGUAGCUCCAGUUCCAAGUAAACAAACCCACUGGGUAAGACAUGUCUAUCUGGGAGCAACACCCAGUUGGCAGAACUAGAAUGUUGAAGGCAAAGAAGGAACAAAAUAAAAGUUACAGAAUACAAGUGAGGUCUAAUGCAGAUAUCUCCUAAGGAGGACCGAGAAGCUGCUGCCUUAUAUGUGGUAGCUGCAUGAAUGUUAACAUACAAAGCUGUCUUAUACCUGGUUAGUCCAUCUGUCCAUCCAGCAUAGUGUUGUCUGCUCUCUCUGUUAGUGGCUGCCUCCUCCAUAUGUAUCAUUCAGACAGUUGCAUCAUCAUCCCAUUGCAAUCCUUACUGAAGGAAGAUGAAGCUGCUCCAAAGGAAGGAUAGUGCCAGGUCAGGACAUACUGCUCUCACUUAGAACUAGCUUUGUUUACCCUCUCCAACACAGAAACUUGAGUGGUUUGUGGUGCCAUCACUGUAACUAGGAAGCAUGGGUUCAAAACAUGGAUCCAAAACUGAACUAUGAAAGGCAGUGAACCAGACAACAAAAGGAAAGGUUUGGGAAUCUUGCAGAACCCAUCUCCUAGUCUCUUUUUGAUGGUAAAAAAAUGUUGGUAACAAAAUUUGUUUAAAAAUUAGUCCCUGAGCAAAUGCGACUUUUCCAAUAAGACUUAUGUUUGAUUUUGUUUGAUUUUGCAAAUUCAGUUUUGCUGCUGAAAUUUUGGACUUUAUGCCUGAAGCAAAGUGGUUUGUUUUUAAUUUGUUGAAUGAAGUUGAAAUCUUUUUGAAGUUAAAAAAAUUGGAUAGAAGGAUGGCUUUAUAGAUCUUGAGAGCAUAUGUGUUCCCUCUACUGAUGCUCUGCUAUUUUCAUUAUUUCCUAUUUAAAUGCAUUCUAAAAUGUUCAGGGUAGAUAUUUAAUGGGUGCUGCUCAAUCCCCCACCCCCCAAAUUAGAAUAAUGUGAAACACAGCUUUCCUUCAGAUUGAGACACAAGUAGAGUAGGAAUUAUCUUGAGGUAUUCUAGAAAGGUAUUUCAGUGCUGUAGGUUAAUUAGAAAAAAGUUCUUGAUAUGAAUUACUUUCAUAUGCUACUUGGGUAAAGUACCUUAAAGUACAAUAACUGGAAGCAGUCAGGGUUGAAUUAUUGCCUUGUCGGGACUAAGAGCUUAAAGUGUGAUAUAUUCUCCUUAGUGUAUUUGCAGACACUUGAAAUACUGUUUAUAUUUGUUUACAGAUGUAGUAUACAGAUAUUGUAGUAUACAGAUAAUACUUUCAUGUCUCAUGCAAAUUUAAUUCAAUAAAUGUGAAGCUAUUGGUGGUGACAAAAA
This is a messenger RNA of Sphaerodactylus townsendi, 9408 nucleotides long. It is a transcript of the gene MPDZ, whose product is annotated as multiple PDZ domain crumbs cell polarity complex component. NCBI's taxonomy places the organism in Eukaryota, Metazoa, Chordata, Lepidosauria, Squamata, Sphaerodactylidae. Gene Ontology annotation, molecular function: protein binding. The coding region runs from base 317 to 6628 and encodes 2103 amino acids. The record is from RefSeq and is a predicted model, not a curated record. The transcript is spliced from 49 exons.